AUGGCCGAGCCCAACAACACACCCUGGCCCCCAGCAACACCACAAUCUCAAACCCCUCUCUCCGCGUCGCCUGUCCUCCACCCCUAUCCUGGCGGUCAAGUAGAACCCAUAACGGCAGCAUCGCAAGCAUCAGCAGCAACAAAAAACGGCACGCAUAAGCCCCGCGUCCUACACAUCGGCGACCCGAUCAAGUACAACCCGGAAACCUACGCCGCCUUUUCCGCGCAAUGCGACAUCAUCCGCCCUUCGACGCCCGAACGACAGCGCCCCGCAUUCGCUGCCGCAUUACGGGACGGCAAGUGGGGCGACUUUUCCGCCAUCUUCCGGCCGUUCUGGGGCACGGGCGGCGAGAUGGGUACGUGGGACGCCGAGCUGAUUCCGCUGCUGCCGGCGAGCUGUCGGGUUUUUGCGAGUGCCGGUGCCGGGUUCGAUUGGGCUGACACGCAACUUCUCGGUGAACGAGGCAUCAUCUAUUGUAACUCAGGCCUCGCCGCCGCCGAAGCAGUAGCAGACUUUGCCGUCGCUCUUGUCGUCUCGACCUUCCGCCAUCUCCCCUGGUGCACGGCAUCCGCCGCAGACCCGUCCGCCUUCCAAGACUGCCACGCUCGCGCCACGGCCGCCUCGCACACCCUUCGCGGUCACGUCCUCGGCCUCGUGGGCAUGGGUAACAUCGGCCAGCAGAUCGCACAGCGUCUCGGCGUCGGUUUUGGUAUGAAAGUACACUACUUUGACGUCGUCCGCAAAGACCCAGUCACCGUGGAAGCCAAGUUUGGCGCGACGUUUCACGAGACGAUGGAGAGCUUGCUGCGCGUCUCGGAUUGUGUUGUGCUGUGCACACCUGCUGGUGGUAAGGUUAUCACUGCUGAGUCAUUGGCUUGGAUCAAGCCUGGGUCGAGGUUUGUGAAUAUCGCAAGGGGUAGCUUGGUUGACGAGGAGGCUUUGGCGGAUGCGUUGGAGUCUGCGCAAAUUGGAUCUGUUGCGUUGGAUGUGCAUGCUGAUGAGCCGAGGCCGCAUCCGCGGUUGCUCAAGAUGGCGGGGACGAAGGCCAUGUUGACAUGUCACAAUGCUGGAGGGACGGUUGAGACGCACAAGGGGUUCGAGGAGUUGAGUAUGAGGAAUAUCAUGGCGGUGUUGGGGGGAGGGCAGCCGAUUACGCCUGUCAAUCUGCAUUAUCUGAAGCAAGCAAUCAUGUUCAUAUCGUGGACUUUGAAUCUAGAGGAGAAGCAAAACAUAUCGAAGCAAAAGCCUGUCUUUCAGGCUUCAAAGGAAGCCCUGACACGACGGAUCCUGCGAAAUAUAAUGGCAAACAUUCAGAAGUGUACUGAGAGCAGCAAUGUGCAAAGCAAUCCAACUGAUUGGAUCGCAAAGCUGCCCGAUCCGAAAACCCACAUUCGCCUGCUCACGAUCCUCCCAGGUCGACAGACAGAGGAACUUCGUUGUACCUGCAGCACUAUCAGACUUGAUGACAGGCCAAAGUACAACGCCCUGUCGUAUGUCUGGGGCAACCGUGAGGCAACGGCUCAAGUAAUUGUGAACGGCGUUCAAGUUACCGUCAACAAGAGUCUGGCAGGAGCUUUGAGACGUAUCCGCCAUGACCAAGAGCCAAUUGUUAUCUGGGCAGAUGCUCUUUGCAUCAACCAGGAUGACGAAGACGAGAAGAAGUAUCAGAUCGAUCUCAUGCAUCGCAUUUAUGGCGAGUGCGAGAAUUGUUUGGUCUGGAUGGGAGACAUAGUAGUGAAAGGGGAUAGCAGCGUCGCAGCGGAACUGGCUGCAAGAGCGGCCUUGAACGCUGUGCGCAUCAUCGCAGGGCAGCCACACGACGAGGAUCUCGGUUGGCCUGGACAGUACCCAAUUGCUACAAGCGUCGCUGGCAAUGUUCUCACCGCCGGGGCAGCAUUACAAUCGAUGAUGGACUGCGAAUGGUGGCAGCGUAUCUGGACAGUCCAGGAAGUCUGUCUGCCUCCGAAAGCCACGGUUCUCUGGGGACCACUCGAGAUCAGCUUCCAAGCAAUCAUGGACGCAGCGAGCCACAUGGUGCAACCAGAUGAGCACCCGCGACGCAACAACAUUGUCGAUCUGUUCCAAGAGGGCACCGCCAUGUACCCAAGGCAUCAUACAAAACCAUACACGAUACCCGUCCUCAGCAUUGCUCAAGCCAGACUCUGGAACCAGUCCAGAACCGACUCCUUGUAUAGACUAUGGCGGUUCCGAGACAGGAGGUCCACAUAUCCGAAAGACAAACUGUUUGGCAUCUGGGCGCUUCUCGACAAGACAUACUUGCCUGAUAUCAGGCCAACGGAUUACGUCCUCGAUAUUGUGGUCUUAUUCUCAAGACUCAUGGUCAGUUUACUGAGAUCUCGAGAUAAUCUCCAGCCUCUUAUUGGCUGGAGAGGGGAAAGAGAGACGGCCGGUCUGCCUACCUGGGUGCUGGAUUUGGCCCAGCCGGAGGACUCCAAUUCCACCAGCGACUUCUGGACACAUGAUAUUGCCUGGAGGCAAUUUCAUGCCAGUAGUGGACUACCACGAUUCAAGCCACUAGUCAAGCAAGUAGAAGAUCUCACAUUGCUCACUUUGGACGGUAUUCGCGUUGACAAAGUGGCUACGAUCUUGAUGGACCUGAGGCACACGCGACAGUCCCUUUGGAGACAGGGAUUUGAAGACGCUAUCAAGAACCAAGCCGGUAAGGACGAUAUCAUGUAUCAAUAUAACAACCUUAUCCAGGGCAAAUUUGGCGAGAAUCGUGAGCGCGUCACGGACGAGUCUUGGCACGGGGGUCCGUGGUGGGAGGACAGGAUGCUCUGUUACCAAGUUCUUUUCAUCACGCAGGAGAAUCGGCUUGGCCUUGGUCCGCCUAAUUUGAAGCCAGAAGACAAUGUUUGGAUUCUUUCGGGCGGGAACCAUCCCUUCUUACUCCGUCAAGUCUCAAAGAGAAGGGGUAAUGCGGAACUAUGGGAGUUCGUCGGGGAUUGCUUCGUUUACGGCAUCAUGUACGGAGAAGCCUCUUCUGGUGGAUUUCAGCUCUCGUCCCUUUGGGACAUAACAUUGGGUAUGAGAUCAAGAUCUCAUAAGACAAUUGUACUUGGCGUCAAGGCUUGCCUUACAAUGCAACAGCUGUGUCAAACAAUAGGCGUCAUUCGCUCGUGCAGCAUCAACGACAGCGUAAUUCUUGCGUUCCGUCUUCUAAACACUGUAUUUUCAGCGGCCGUCUCCCAAUGUCUUCUGAGAGACCUACAGACGAUUGAGAUUGCUGUCAGGCGGCACGUGCGCCAAUGUUGUCACGAGCCUCAGCUCAAAACAGGAGACGGCAUCAUCUUGCGACUCUACAAACUCAUCCAGAACAUACUGACUACUCUGGUACCCUCAUCGGUGCUGACGUCAACUAUCAUGGCCUCCUCAAAGCGCUGGCCGGCGCCCAUCCACGUCUUCUCCUACCGCGCCCUGCUCGUGGUGCCCAUCAUCCUCGCCAUCGCGACCUUCGCGUCGCUCUUCAUCCACUCCGAUGUCAACGUCGCCCUCCUCUACUCACAAUGCGAUGCCCGGGCUCGCCUGCCGGCUGUCAGCAAAGUCCCCGUUCUCGGCCCGCCCGUCUGCUUCGCCAUAAGCUUCUUCCAGAGCGCGCUCGAUUCCAUGCGGACCUUUGCCAGCAUGUCCGCCAUCCUCUCCUUCAUCGCAGGCCUCAUGACCGUUACCACCAUCGAGGCCGCACGCGUCUGUAACGCGCCCAACGUCGUUAUUGCGAACCCCACUGGCCCAUGGCUAGUUUUCAACCUCAUCGGUGGAGCUGUAGUCUGGCAGCUUGUCAUCCUACCCGCCUUUUUCCACCGCUCGCGAUCUAUCCUGCUCGCUCGGAAGAGGGCCGGACAGGAGGCCGUCGAGAGCGCCGCAUCCAAGGAUCCCGACUUUGGCAAGGACUCGCGCCAUCUCGUUGUCGAUGCGGAAAUUAUCGCCAUCCCCGUCAGUGUCGCGUGGGGCUUCAUUCUGCCCUCCCUGCUGAUGCUCAUCUACAACUCCCCGGUCAUCAUCGUUGUCUGGCUCUUCUUUCCCGUCUGGGUGUCACUGAUCCGCCAAGCCGUCAGAUGGGCCGUCUUGCGUGUUCAGAAGCGCCAGCACCGCAGCUUCCACCUCGAGUCUCACACGGUCUCGCUUCUGCUCGUCUACCUCAUCCCCAUUCUUUGCUCCGCAGUCUCUCACGUCUACUUCAUCUGGAGCCUGUUUCAGUGGGACGACAGGAAGGAGAUGACACGUGCUACAGUCAAAUUCGUUGAAAUUGACAUGUUCUUCAUCGGCUUGACUGUCCUGUAUUGGCUCUUCGUUGAGACUGGCUGGAAGGUCCCCUUGGUCGCAGUCCUUGGCGCCAUCCCACUCGGACCGGGUGCCGGUAUUUGUAUCGCAUGGAUAUACCGAGAUACCGAGAUUCGUGAGAGUCUGAAGCAGUGGCUUUCUGAUGUCCAGCAAGUAAAUACAAGCCGACACUCAUUCAUCGCCGCGAUAGCUUCUUUCCCGAGGAGUCUUUACAAUGCCGAAGAGUCCGCCUUGGCCAAGCAUUUCGGCAUCUUGAUCUACAUCGACACUUCGGAAUCACUACUCAACGAAAGAUACACAAGAUGCAAGCCCCCCCAACUCCUGAUGUUCCCCGCCCAAUCCUCAAGCAACGCCUUUCGUCCGGUUAUGAGCGUCGGUAUCUUUGUCUUGGCCAACAUCACACGCACGAUACCGUUGAGAAACAUGGCACUACAGCCACUCUUCGAACUCUUCAUACGUGAAACAGAAUCCUGCGGGGGGAAAACUCACAAAGUGCAUGUUCUCUCUCCGCACGAUACCCCGCGGGGGCCCCAGAUCUGUCCCCGGAUCUUCGUUCAAGGUUCAUUGGCUGGUGUCGAUUGGAUGCCAGGUCUAGAUUUCUGUCUUGGUAUCUGCCACCUCUAUAAAUAUGGAAUCGUGUUGAUAUCUCAGACACAUACCUUCUUCACCAUGGGUUUCGCUUCAGCAAAGGGGACGAACGACCCCCCCGAGGUUCGCAACUGGAGAAUCCACUUCAUUGCUCUCGUUGCGUCCAUGGCGGCCUUGUCCAUGGGCUAUGAUACGGCCGUCAUAGGAGGCACAAUGGCUCUCGACUCCUUCGUCCGCGACUUUGGCAUCGACAAGAUGACCAUCCAAGAAAAGAAUAACUCGUUAGCCAAUAUCGCCUCCAUGUUUCAAGUCGGCGCCUUCUUCGGUGCCCUCCUCACCUUCCCCGUUGCCGAGAAGUACGGUCGCAAGAAGGCCAUCAUGAUGGCGGCUCUCAUCUUCUGUGUAGGCGGAGCCAUGAUGUCCGGAGCCAACGGCGACCUCAAACUUGUCAUCGGUGGCCGCGCCAUCGGCGGCCUUGGUAUCGGCAUGGCUACCAUGACGGUUCCGGUCUACAUCGCUGAGACGUCACCGCCGAGUAUCCGCGGCCGCCUCGUGGGCAUUUUUGAGAUCUUCUCUCAGGGCGGCGGGAUGCUCGGGUUCUGGAUCAACUACGGCACGAGCCGUACUAUCGAAGUUGAGAACGAGGCGCAAUGGAUCGUGCCGCUGGCCUUACAGCUCCUUCCGGCCUUUCUUCUUUUCGUUGGCAUCAUGUUCUGUCCAGAAUCACCCCGUUGGCUGGCUCGAGGUGAUAACUUCGAGGCCGCGGAAAAGGUUCUGGUAUACGUGCGAAGCCUCCCCGCCGAUCAUCCCUAUAUCCAAAGCGAGAUGAGCGAAAUAAGACAACAAGUUGAGGAGCGAAGCACCGUCCGACUCAGCAAGAAGCAACAACUAAAGAAACUCCUUGCUCCUGGCACGAGAAACCGCGUGGGCACUGGGACGUUUCUCAUGUUUCUGCAAAGUUACACAGGUGUCAACAUAAUGACAUACUAUAGCGUUUACGUUUUCGAGACCCUUGGAAUCACUGGAACCAGCAACAAGCUAUUCAGCACCGGAAUCUACGGGAUCGCAAAGAUGUUGGGCAUGAUUCUGUUCGCAGUAUGGGUCAUCGAGGGCCUCGGCCGUCGCAGCGGACUUCUAUGGGGUGCUUUCGUUGGCAGCAUUCCCCUCUGGUAUGUGGGCGGGUAUGUCAUGGUUGCUAAUCCGACCGCCAAAGCAGCGAGCGGUGUCAUUCAACAAGAUGCGUGGGGUUAUCUUGCCAUGGUCUGCAUUUACCUCAACGCCUUCAUCAUCUGCUCCACUAUCCAGGGAAUCACGUGGACAUACGCAUCCGAGAUCUUCCCCUUGGAUAUCAGGAUGCUCUGUGUCGCUAUGUCUACCGCGUGUACGUGGUUGGGCUCCUUCAUUGUCGCGAGAGCCACUCCUUUCAUGAUUACCGACCUCGGGUACGGGACGUUCUUCAUGUUUGGAGGAUUCUUGAUCUUUAUCGGCGUUUGGUCAUUCUUCUUCAUUCCGGAGACAAAAGGUCGCUCGCUGGAGGAUAUGGACAUUCUGUUUUCGCGGCCGACACAUGUGGUUGUUUGGGCACAGCUCAGGGGAAGGCCGAUCCUGUCGACGAAUACUUCAAUGUCGCCCAGAGGAUCUAUGGACAAAGGCGAAGUCAAGGUGGUUGACAUGGCCUACGAUCCCGCCAGGGAUAUUGUCACGAGUUAUGGCACGCAGCAAUGGGCAUACGGAGUGUGGUAA
This is a messenger RNA of Colletotrichum lupini, 6633 nucleotides long. Its product is annotated as quinate permease. The transcript has 15 exons. Bases 1 to 6633 code for a protein of 2210 amino acids. Gene Ontology annotation, biological process: carbohydrate transport; transmembrane transport. Gene Ontology annotation, molecular function: carbohydrate:proton symporter activity; NAD binding; oxidoreductase activity, acting on the CH-OH group of donors, NAD or NADP as acceptor. The record is from RefSeq and is a predicted model, not a curated record. Gene Ontology annotation, cellular component: membrane. Lineage: Eukaryota; Fungi; Ascomycota; Sordariomycetes; Glomerellales; Glomerellaceae.